Messenger RNA from Ananas comosus (pineapple), 1982 nucleotides. RefSeq names its product inositol phosphorylceramide glucuronosyltransferase 1. The record is from RefSeq and is a predicted model, not a curated record. The transcript is spliced from 10 exons. The coding region runs from base 69 to 1712 and encodes 547 amino acids. Gene Ontology annotation, molecular function: glycosyltransferase activity. Lineage: Eukaryota; Viridiplantae; Streptophyta; Magnoliopsida; Poales; Bromeliaceae.
AUUUAAAUCCCCAAAUCGGAGAACCCUAAUCCCCAAAUCCCCAAAUCUCGCCCCUACCCCGCGCGACGAUGAGGAGAUUAGGGUUCUUCGUCGUCGUCGCCUCCCUCGCGGUGGCGAUUCUCGGAUGGGGGAUCGGCGUGGGGGCCGAAUCGGAGGAGGCGUACGUCACCCUCCUCUACGGCGACGAGUUCGUGCUCGGGGUCCGCGUCCUCGGAAAGUCGAUCCGGGACACGGGGGCGAGGAGGGACAUGGUCGUGCUCGUCUCCGAUGGGGUCUCGGAUUACGCGAAGCAGCUUCUUAGGGCUGAUGGAUGGAUUGUGGAGCCUAUAAAAUUAUUGGCUAAUCCAAAUAAUGUGAGGCCAAAAAGGUUCUGGGGAGUCUACACCAAAUUAAAGAUCUUUAAUAUGACAAGGUAUAAAAAAGUUGUUUAUCUCGAUGCAGAUACAAUCGUGGUGAAAAGUAUUGAGGAUCUCUUCAAAUGUGGAAAGUUCUGCGCAAAUUUGAAACACUCUGAAAGAAUGAACUCUGGAGUAAUGGUUGUAGAGCCAUCUGAAGCACUCUUUAAAGAUAUGAUGAGCAAAGUAAAGUCCCUGCCUUCUUAUACUGGAGGAGACCAAGGCUUUCUGAAUUCAUAUUAUGCUGAUUUUCCAAAUGCUCAUGUCUUUGAUCCAAAUUUAUCGUCAGAAGAGUUACAAUCUAAACCUGAACCUGAUCUGCAGCGGCUUUCUACACUAUAUAAUGCGGAUGUUGGUCUUUACAUGCUAGCCAAUAAGUGGAUGGUUGAUGAAAAUGAACUUCGAGUUAUUCACUACACACUUGGUCCCUUAAAGCCCUGGGAUUGGUGGACAGCUUGGCUUCUUAAACCUGUGGAAGUAUGGCAGACUAUUAGAGAAACACUUGAAGAAUCCCUACCAGGAACAGGUGGAGGAAGGAAUCCUCAUGAUCAGUUGGUGGUCAAAGUCUUGUUCAUUCUUCCAAUUUGCAUUCUAUUUUUCUGUUACUAUCAAUCAUGCCUGCAGAUUUACAGGGGUCUUUCGGGUGUAUCAUGGAACCUGUGUGGUUUUGCUAGGCGUGCUUACUACAGAUACAGAUCUUCUGGGGGGCUUCCGGUUUAUUCCAGUGUUGGAGUUGCUUCAUCUUCCAUUGCCAAUUCAAAUCAACAGUUUUCAAAUGGCAUGCAUUCCAAGCUACCUCCUUACUUGUGUGCGAUUUCCAUCUUGAUCUGCUUCACCGCUGUUGCAAUAUCUUUUGGGCUCGCUUUCAUUGUCAUUCCCCGUCAAGUGAUGCCGUGGACGGGUUUGCUGCUGAUGUACGAGUGGAUAUUCGUAACAUUUUUCCUUAUGUUUGAAAGUUAUCUCCGCGUUGUCUACUAUUGGGGAAAUGCUACAGCAAGUCAACUCGGAUAUGGAAACCCUGAUUCAUCAGAAUAUCACACAGGAAAAGGUAAUCAACGCAACAUAUCCGAUUUUGACUCUGUAGUGUGCUUCUAUUGGAUGGGGAUGGCAUUUUUAGCUGUGAUUGCCCCAUCGUUGCCAUGCCUACUGGGCGUCACUGCUCUAUUUGCCAGGCUCGGUUUGUUCGUCGUGGGAGGUAUAAUAUUGGCUGCGUUCAUGACAUACGCGUCGGAGCAUUUAGCCAUCAGAGCUUUCGUGAAAGGCGAGAAGGACCGUGAUCUUCCAAGAACUAGAAGAAGGUGCCUAUUGUGUUACUAAUGUGAUUUAGUCGCGCCGAUUCUAAUCAUUGUUGUAUCCUAUUUAUUUAUGUACAUUAUUAUUGUGUUUUUAUGCAAAAAUUUUGGUAACUAGUUUGUUUAGCUUCAAAGUGGGAAGUCACCUUGUAUCUUCAAGCAGGCAGUUUGGCAGUAGGUUUUUUUUUUUUUUUUUUUCCUUUUCUCUUAAAUAUAAAUUGGCCAAUUUUUGUUUUUCAUAGUGCUCCCAAACAAAAUCCAUUUUAUAAGAUACUGAAAUUUCGUACUUGAAAAA